This is a messenger RNA of Epinephelus moara (kelp grouper), 6421 nucleotides long. RefSeq names its product gamma-aminobutyric acid receptor subunit alpha-2-like. The transcript has 10 exons. Gene Ontology annotation, cellular component: GABA-A receptor complex; synapse; dendrite membrane. NCBI's taxonomy places the organism in Eukaryota, Metazoa, Chordata, Actinopteri, Perciformes, Serranidae. The record is from RefSeq and is a predicted model, not a curated record. Bases 553 to 1920 code for a protein of 455 amino acids. Gene Ontology annotation, biological process: synaptic transmission, GABAergic; monoatomic ion transmembrane transport; nervous system process. Gene Ontology annotation, molecular function: inhibitory extracellular ligand-gated monoatomic ion channel activity; GABA-A receptor activity; benzodiazepine receptor activity.
GUGCAUAGCAAACUACCUCUAGGACCCAGUGCUUCUCCUCCUCAGCCUUUGUAGUUUUUGUGUGGAGAUGAGGGAGACUGAGAUGUGCUUCUUGCUUAUCACGAUUCACAUCGAGCGUUUUUUUUUUUUAACCAGCUGAGGGGGGGUGCUGAACAGGGCAAUUUGAAGCCAGGAUCAGCUCUAGCAGCUGCUGUUUUUUAAUACGUAUUUUUUUACGCUUUCAUUUAAUUUCUUUGCGUCUCAUUUUUAUAAAUUUAUUUGAAGGAAAAAAAAAUUGGGGACACAAUGAAAGCCAAUGCAUUUCGGGUGCAUUCGUGCUGCUGGCUGGGACUAUGAUUUAUCAAUGCUCGCAGCUUUGUUCUCAUGACACAGUUGCACUCAUUCAGUCUCAUCCAAACAGGAGCGAGCGGUGAUUUGUCUUUAACUUUCUUGCAUCUUCGACGAUUCCAGCUGCAGCAGGUACUUUCUGCACUUGAGGCAUGCCAAGCCGGUUAAAUUGAGCCUCCAUUCAUUCCAGCGGCUGUCCUGCUGUGUGUAGGUGUUGAAGCAGCCAUGUGGAGCAGAGAGAGCGCUCCUCUACUUCUCAUCUGCCUGCUGGCGCUCACAGCUCUCUGGAAAACCAGGUCAGUGAAUGCCGAUACUGCAUCUGAUGCCUUUAAAACCAACAUCACGCUGUUCACACGGAUCCUGGAUAGCCUGCUGGAUGGAUAUGACAACCGUCUACGGCCAGGUCUCGGGGACAGGAUAACUGAGGUGAAGACAAACAUCUACGUCACCAGCUUUGGACCAGUUUCAGACACAGACAUGGAGUACACCAUAGAUGUUUUCUUCCGGCAAAGCUGGAAGGAUGAGAGGUUGAAAUUUCACGGACCAAUGAAUAUUCUGCCUCUCAACAACCUGAUGGCGAGUAAAAUCUGGACUCCGGACACCUUCUUCCACAAUGGGAAAAAGUCUGUGGCUCAUAACAUGACCAUGCCUAAUAAACUGUUGAGGAUCAAAGAUGACGGGACGCUGCUGUACACCAUGAGGUUAACUGUGCAUGCAGAGUGCCCAAUGCAUCUGGAGGAUUUCCCCAUGGACUUUCAUUCCUGUCCGCUAAAAUUUGGCAGCUAUGCCUACACAAUCUCCGAAGUGACUUACGCUUGGACUCGAAAUGCUUCUGACUCUGUGGUGGUGGAAGGAGAAAGCUCCCGCCUGAACCAGUAUGACCUGCUUGGACAAACAGUCGGACAAGAAACUAUCAAAUCAAGUACAGGUGAAUACACGGUGAUGACAGCUCAUUUCCAUCUGAAGAGGAAGAUUGGCUACUUUGUCAUCCAGACAUACCUCCCAUGCAUCAUGACAGUCAUUCUUUCCCAAGUGUCAUUCUGGUUGAACAGAGAAUCAGUGCCGGCCAGGACUGUGUUUGGUGUAACCACUGUUCUCACUAUGACGACACUGAGUAUCAGUGCGAGGAACUCCCUUCCCAAGGUUGCCUACGCCACUGCCAUGGACUGGUUCAUCGCUGUCUGCUACGCUUUCGUCUUCUCCGCUUUGAUUGAGUUUGCCACCGUCAAUUACUUCACAAAGCGUGGCUGGGCUUGGGAUGGAAAGAGUGUUGUGACUGACAAGAAAAAAGAGAGGGCAUCUGUUGUCAAGAAGAAUAACGCCUACGCUGUAGCAGUGGCCAAUUACGCACCGAACAUCACCAAGGACUCCAGCACGCUUCCAACUAUUGCCAAAGGUGGAGCUUCGGAUCCUAACAAGCCCAAAGCAGAUGGCAAAGCCCCAGACAGCAAGAAGACAUUCAACAGCGUCAGCAAAAUUGACAGGAUGUCAAGGAUUUUGUUUCCAGUUCUUUUUGGGACCUUCAACCUCGUCUACUGGGCCACCUACUUAAACAGAGAACCCAUUAUAAAAGACAUGGUCCACUCUAAUUAGAGGCCAGUUUUUAAUGGGUUCUGGUCUGGGGACUAAGAGACGAACCAAAUACCUCCAGCAACUGUGUACACAUACCUUUGCAGAGUGAAGUCCUGGAUUGCAGUGUGAUCCUCUAUCUCCGCCUGUUUUCUACACCGUCUGCAGCACUUUUGAAAAGCCCGGCUUUUGUAAAUGUGUAUGUAUAUUUAUAUUCAUGGUUUCAUGGUGACAUAUUGUGUGAUUACUUCAAUUAGAGUGCAUAUUUCCUUGAAAGUAUGUUUCCAGUUACAGUAUGUGGCCACUGUACAUACAAAUCAAAUGAAGAGUAAACACAUGAACACAUACAUUUUAUUUAAGAUUUCUUCUAAAUGUGUUGAAUUUUGCUGGUAAUGCCCACUCUCUUGAUAUUACAGUAAAUAUUUUUGUUUUGAGUGAAAGGGACUGAUUUUACCAUAUUUCCUACUUUUUUUGCCAUCUAAGAGUGGCCUGACUCUUUUUUGUUUUCUGUCCAAGCCAAUGCAAAAACACACUUGUAUAAUAUUGUUACAGUGUAAAAGUUGUUUUAUUAUCUGUGACUGCAGGUAUGGGGCUGCAAUCAAACACUGACCUCCAAAGUUACUGAAACACACCAUGCCAAAAAGGUGGUCAAAAAUACAGAGAAAGCUGCAACAUUAGUGUUCUUGUGCAUGGAAUAGCCUACCGUUUAUUGCUGCCACUUUCAAGUCUGCACUGCUAUCAUUUGGAAUUCACCAUUCCUAAGUCCCACCCCCCGUAGUUACUGUUGCUAGGUUGGGCAAGCUUGACAAAAAGAAACAUAGUGACAGCGUUUUUGUUUAGCCAGGUACUACAGUGUUUAUUAGAUGCUUUCUGGGAGUCAGGCAAUACAGCUUCUAGAAGCUGACAGCAAAGACUACAGUAUGCAAUGGAAUAACAUAUUUAUGAUGUUAACUUUUACAAACAAAGCAAAACAAGGUAAAAUUGAGGCUUCUAGUCUCACUGAAAAAAGGAGAAGUAAAGACCGAGAAUGACAAGACUAUCAGCCAACAUUGCUCCUGCACUGCCGGUUAUGUGUCCCUUCUUCCCCUUCUGGGGAUCAGUAAAGUACUCUAUGUAUUUAUUACUGAAUAUGGACCAUGGUGUUGACCUAACAUUGGUCUCUCUUUACUGCAGAGAGACCACUGCAGCUGGCUAUGGAGAGCUAUGGUGGUAGCUAUUCGUAAACUAGACUGAUUGUAAAGAAGAUUGUGCAGAUUCUGCAACCACAUCAGAUUUGGUUUUCUUUUCAACAUUUUUAACUAACACAUAGCACACUGAAGAGUAACAGGAAAUGGGAAAGUUGACUCAACUGUUGUUGGAGCGCAGAGCGAAAAAGGGGCGGGACUUAGGAAGGGUCAAUUAAGGGUCAAAUAUUUUUUGAAAAACUAAUGCGAAUACAUUUUACGUACAUUGAGAAGUAGAGAAAGAAACAAGAAAAAGAAUUACAAAAGAGGCACAAAGUUUGUGUUUAGGUGUUAAAUGAUAAGCAGUUAAAUAAUGAAUGGUUAACUUACUGAAUUAGACAAAGCUUUGAAAGGUAUAUUUAAACGUGUAUGCUGUCAUGUUUUGUUAGCGUGGACAGUUUACAAAAAAAAUAUCUAUUUGUAAUACUUAAACGUUGAUUUUUUUUUUUUUUUUUUUACAAAAAAUAAGCUUGUAAAUGUAUUUAAUUUGAUUAAUACUAUCUUUAUCUUAAUCUUAAUAAUACUAUCGGCAGUAUCUGUCUUAAUAACAGAAUGGAAAUCUAUGAAGGUAAUAGAUGUAUGAGGGAUUUGAUAGUCAAUAGAAACUAAAAUAAUGCACAAUUUAAUAUGUUUGCAAAUGCAUUUAUCAUUGAUGGCCAAAUUGACCCUUCGCUAAGUCCUGCCCCCUACACAGACUGGCCAGUCAUAGCGUAGCAUCGGGCCAGCUCUGACCAGGGUCCAACAACAACACAGCUGUGCUCCAUUGACUCAAAUGUAAUCAUUUCAGAUUUCCUUCAUUUUCAGGCUGGUUUUAUUGAUUUUGAGCUAAAUGUUGUGCCUGGGGCACGUUUAUUAAUGAAACUCUUUGCCUGAAGAGGUCGGAUGGAGAUAUAUAUUUCUUCCCUGUUCCAAAACCAAAAUCCAACCCUGAAAAGUGUAGGGUUAGCCAGCUAGCUAAGUACUACAGGUAUAGCCUACUGAAUGUAUACACAUGCCACUUUUGCUUUUUAAUGAUUAUAACACUGAAUAAAGACCAACCCUGCUGUAUAGGAACUGGUGAAGGGAAGCAGGGAAACUUUGCCAGUAUUGAACCAGCUGUGCAUCAUCGCAGUGUGUGCAGAUGAACAGUGUUUGGCUUCCCCUGGAGCUCCCCACCCAUCCGGCGGCAGAGGUCUUGGCCAAACAGCGUUCAUCUUCACACACUGUGAUGACACAUAGCUGGUUUAACAGUUCAGUGAAUUUUCCCUUCAUAUUCAUUGUCUUCUGCCUCAAUCGCAAGUGAUGUGGUGGUUCACUUUUACACUGUGAUCUGUAGCCUAUAGUUCGGCUUUAGCUUCUAACUAUUUUUAUCUUUUUAACCUGUUUUUGCUGCCAAGUGAGUUUGUCAUCCUGGAUAUAUCCUUCAAGCGCAUGUUGUAGACGCCUCUGUCUGCUUCUCUCUGAAAUCGCUUUUACAUUUUUCCAGAAAUUUGAUAUUCCUUCAGGAAGUGCAGUUAGUUACAGUGUGGGCUCCAUGCUAGCUCCAACAGCUUGAUGGAUUAUCACAAAGGGUAGGGGCUUAGCAAAGGGUUAAUUUAGCUAUGUGAACCAUUUUCUUUAUUUUCUGAGCCCCCUAGAUGGUACUAUCAGUUCAACAAAGCAUUGAAAGAACAGUGAAUUGCCAUUCCUUGAGCCUUUUUUUCUACACCAAGCGUGUCAUCUAGGGGGGUCAAUAAAUACAACCAAUGGUUUAUGAAAUGUCACGUGAACAUCACUAACAUUAAUCUGUUUUUGACAUCUAGAGGCCAGAAAAACACCAUACAAAGCUGACAGACACACAGCCCUGCCCAAGUAUUGUCUCAGAAAGUUUUUGACUAAUGUAUUAGCAAACACAUUAUCGUUUCAUUGGAAGGUCCAGCAUUCUCUCACUUUUUGGUUUCCAUCAACUCCUGAGGUAAACAUGUGGGACUUUAGCCUUUUAGAUGUUUGACUUUAUUCACAAGCCAGCUAAGCUAAUAUAUUAUUUUUCUGCCAUGUAGCACUGGGAAGAGUAAGUCAGUUUGAAGCAUACAGUAAAUGUAGGUAUUUAAAACCAAAACAAUGAGCUACAAGAGGUUAAAAAACAACUUUGAGGUGCAGAGCUGGGUGAUCAAUUUUUGUAGGUGUGCAAUUAUCGGUGACCCCCUUUCACCUUAGUGUACACAUAUUGAUUAGGGAUUUUAAAAAAUGAUCAAAUUAUUUUGUACAGUUUUAUUUAAACUGUAUAUUUAUUUAAUUUAGCAGGGUCAAAAUCCAAAUAAAUUCAUACGUUAAUUAUUACUGUAUGGUUUAAAUGCUCACAAACUCAAUCCUCAGAUAAAAAUCAUUCGAAAACAUGUGUAACCUUGUUAAAAAUGUGUAUAUUACAGCUUUUAAUUGGCUUACCUGUGGAGGUAGUAACUCUGGAGGAUAGUGUGGAUUUGUUUGGUGUAGGCUAGAGCACCAUGUGGCAGGACUAAUCAGCAUGUCUGCCACAAACAAUUUUAGGUGAUUAUUCAUAUCCAGUGUCUGGCUAUCCACAACACAUUUCAUGAUCCCAUAAGCUAUUUUGAACUCAUUACAGAUAUGAAAGGGAAAGGACUGCAAACACACGACUGCUUUGUGCCAAUAUGAACUCCAGUGAAUCAUGUGUGGAUGAUAGUAACAGUCCUCUGCCAGCAAUUCUUUUGUGUAAUAGGCCUAAAGUGAGAGGAUACAGCCAGGGUUUGAUUUGCAGUUUCAUGUCAUAUUUGUAUGCAGAUUGAUUGUGGUUUACACUUUGGACUAACUCAGAAGCCAUAUACAGUCAUCAUGUAAUCCAGUAACAUCCGCAACAAAAUAACAGGGACAACCAAUGAUUGUAUUUUAAGAGCAUGUGGCUCUGUGCUUAGAAAAAAGAGAAAAGAUAAAGUGCUGUAUAAACCUAUUCUGAAGGAGAUAGGGAUGCUCUAACAUAUCACUGUCAUGACGCUGUUUAUCAAAAAGACCAAUCAUUAUCAGCCCCAUAUCAGUAGCCAUAUAUGGUACUCUACUGUGUUACUUUUUUUCAUGAAGUGAUAUGAUUUUGCUUCACAUCCACAUUUGAAGUUUAUUUCACUUUAUUUGAUUGUUGAAUCAAACUUUGCAUGAAGAUGAAAUCUACCUUUUUAUUUUCUUUUUUGAUUAACUACAUUGUCGGAUAUAAAUUAUUUUUAAUUCAAAAUUUCUCCAACAUCCUGAUAAAAUCUUAAACAUUCCAGAUAAAAUGAUUGUUCACGAGGUGGAUGCUUGAUUCGAUGCACAGUUUCUAAUAAAACACAUAUCAU